AUGUCAGCGCUCCUCUCUCUAAUAGGCUGGUCCUUCCUCCCCGGCCUCGUUUCAUCCUGGGUCCAAACCAUCUACUACGGCAUCACCAUCCGCGCCGGCGACCCCAAGCCCCAAGCCGGCACCCCGCGCUACGCCCAACACCGCCGCCGGAUCCACAUCCUCGUCGUGGCCGCCUACCUACUCUACACCAUCUACGAAGCCGACCACGACCUCCGCCGCAAGUCCACCUACUACGCAGACCUCGGCCUGCCAAUCUCCUCCACCGAGAACCAGGUCAAGUCCCGCUUCCGCCGGCUCGCCGCCCUGCACCACCCAGACAAGACGAGCGCCGAGGAGGCCGCCGAGUCGGCCAACGUCUUCAUCCAUCUGAAGCUCGCUUCGGACACGCUUCAGGAUGCCGCCAAGCGGUUCGCCUACCAACGGUUCGGCGACGCCAUAAACAGCUGGGAAAAGUGCGUCACCAUCAAGGACUUUGUCACACAGGGCCUGCUGUACAACACCCUUCCGCACUACAGCGUCGCCGCCGCCACCAUCUACCUCCUCGGCCUGUUCGGGUACUUUGAAUUCGCCAAGUUCUACAGGUGGCUCAUCCUCGUGGCGCUGUGCCUCAUGGAAGUCCACAUCGUCACGAGGCCCGCCUUCCCGCCGCUCUUGAACGCCGUCAAUGCAUUCAUGACGCGGGUCGCCUUUCGCGACGCCUACCUGCCGUUCCAGUUCAUCGCGCUGCUCAGAAAGCUCGUCCUGACCGUGUACAUUGCGCUGUCGCAGAUAGGGCCGCUGCUGGUGCAGGGUGCCGGGCCCAAGGGCACGGCGGCGGCCCACGACGAAAAGUCCCUGCGGGAGAACCUGACGCGGCUCGAGACCUUGUCGAAGCAGCUCGAUGCUGACGCCGCGCGGCUGAUGGACAUGGAGGUCGCGCCCUUCAAGGGCGACUCGGCCAGCGUUCACAACCUGCAGAGCAAGAUGAGGGAGUGGCUUGUGCAAAAUACCAUUCGGGCGGACCCCAUGGUGAGAGACGCCAUGGGCAGGUCGUACGCGAAGCGAAGAAUAGAUGCCCCCAGCGGCGCAAAGGGAAAUAGAUAG
Molecule: messenger RNA, 1083 nt
Organism: Metarhizium album ARSEF 1941
Lineage: Eukaryota; Fungi; Ascomycota; Sordariomycetes; Hypocreales; Clavicipitaceae
Product: Heat shock protein DnaJ
Exons: 2
Coding region: 1-1083 (360 amino acids)
Source: RefSeq, a predicted model, not a curated record